CCCAUGGAGAACAGUACAGUCGUGACUGAGUUCAUUCUUGCCGGGAUAACUGAUGACCCACAACUGCAGGUCCCACUCUUUCUAGUGUUUGCUGUCAUCUACCUCCUCACUCUGGUUGGGAACCUGGGGGUGAUCACGUUGAUCCUGCUGGACUCUCGUCUCCACACCCCCAUGUACGUCUUCCUCAGCCACCUCUCCCUGAUGGACUUUGCUUACUCCACAGCCGUCACUCCCAAAGUGAUGGCUGGAUUCCUCACGGGAGACAAGGUCAUCUCCUACAAUGCUUGUGCCGCUCAGCUUUUCUUUUUUGUUGGCUUUCUUGUUGUGGAAACUUUUCUUUUGGCUUCAAUGGCCUAUGACCGUCAUGCAGCAGUGUGCAAGCCACUCCAUUACACCAACAUCAUGACACCAAGGGUGUGUACAUGGAUGGUUGUAGGAUGCUAUGUCUUUGGCUUCCUCCAGGCCUCCAUGCACACUUGGAAUACAUUCAGUCUCUCUUUCUGCAGAUCCAAUGUGAUCGAUCAUUUUUUCUGUGAUGUUACUCCCGUCCUGGCUCUCUCAUGCUCAGACAGCAUCAGAAGUGAGAUGGUGUUUUUUAUUUUGGCAGGCUUCAAUAUCAUCUUCACUAUUAUGGUCAUCUUGAUCUCUUACCUGUUUAUCUUUGUCACCAUUCUGAGGUUGCGCUCAUCUGAAGGACAUCAGAAGGCCUUUUCCACCUGUGCGUCCCACCUCACUUCCGUCUCCAUCUUCUAUGGGACAGGCGCCUUCAUGUACCUACAGCCCAGCUCCCGCCAUUCCAUGAGCACAGACAAGAUGGCGUCUGUGUUCUACGCCAUAAUUGUCCCCAUGCUGAAUCCGCUGAUCUAUAGUCUGCGGAACAAAGAGUUAAAAAAUAAAAUAGACCUAAAAAUGGCUGUGGGGAAAGCAAAAUCUUCAAUAAGACAUAUAUUUUAAUUAUGUAUAUACAACAACAGUAUGGUUUCAUACAAGUCAUAUCAAGCUAGGGAAAAUAUUGACUUGUUAUG
This is a messenger RNA of Bubalus bubalis (water buffalo), 1025 nucleotides long. Its product is annotated as olfactory receptor 5B12-like. Bases 4 to 954 code for a protein of 316 amino acids. Lineage: Eukaryota; Metazoa; Chordata; Mammalia; Artiodactyla; Bovidae. Gene Ontology annotation, molecular function: G protein-coupled receptor activity; olfactory receptor activity; odorant binding. Gene Ontology annotation, biological process: sensory perception of smell; G protein-coupled receptor signaling pathway. The transcript is spliced from 2 exons. The record is from RefSeq and is a predicted model, not a curated record. Gene Ontology annotation, cellular component: membrane.